Physella acuta is the source of this 504-nucleotide messenger RNA. RefSeq lists its product as uncharacterized. NCBI's taxonomy places the organism in Eukaryota, Metazoa, Mollusca, Gastropoda, Physidae. The record is from RefSeq and is a predicted model, not a curated record.
AUGUCCCAACCCACAUGCGCCUUAUUGUACCUAAUUGUGCUCUUGGUGUCCGUCGCACUUGGCCUCGAGACCCAGCCCAAGAAAACGGUAGAUGAUCCUCUUGAUAAUUUGAUGUUUCAUCCUGUGGAUAGGGCUAACGAUGGCACAGUUCCUUUCCUCGAGAUGCUUAGCUGCAUACUUGAUCUCUUAUAUUUGAUGAUGGAACUGUAUUAUUUAAUCUCAGAACUGAUGAGCUGGUUAAUGAAGGAGGAGGGCGUCGUUCUUGAGGGUGUCGACCCUUCAAACCAAAGAGAUGUGAUCCAGAGAUUUGAGGCCAUUCCCUGUACCAAACUUUGCCCAGACUGUGCCCUACUGAAACCACUUGAACUUCGAUCCACUUGUACCAUCCACUGUAAAGGCCGCGUGCAAAUGGGUGUUUUGAUGCAUCCAUUCAGGUAUAGAAGAGGCGAUGUACCAAGAAUAUCUGAAAUAACAUCUGGAAAAACUUUUUUUUCAAAAUAAAAU